Galeopterus variegatus (Sunda flying lemur) is the source of this 855-nucleotide messenger RNA. RefSeq names its product lipoma HMGIC fusion partner-like 1 (gene LHFPL1). Gene Ontology annotation, cellular component: membrane. NCBI's taxonomy places the organism in Eukaryota, Metazoa, Chordata, Mammalia, Dermoptera, Cynocephalidae. Bases 346 to 855 code for a protein of 169 amino acids. The record is from RefSeq and is a predicted model, not a curated record. The transcript has 3 exons.
CAGACACACACACACACACACACAGCUGACUUGGCAGCUGUGAGGUUGGAGGUGGGGAACUCAUUGCCUGCUAAGCUACUUAACACUUCAAGUGCCUGCACUUCUGAGGCUGAGUUUGCAGCCUCCAGCAUGUUUAGAGUUAAUUCCUAUUAGGUUGGACUCCGCCCCUCUUUCCCAAAGGUAAAGAAAGCAAGAUUUUCAGGCAUCACUGCAAAGAGCAGCUGGGAUUCCCAUCCCCGGCUGACAUCUGACAAGCUGUGAGGAGAAGUUGUUUCUCAGAUCUGAGCCCGGAAAAGAGGGAACAAGUCAGUCUGCCUUCGUGGUCAGAAGAUAAAACCUGAGACCAUGAGGAGCAGCCUGACCGUGGUGGGGACCCUGUGGGCCUUCCUGUCCCUUGUUACUGCAGUUGCCAGUUCUACCAGUUACUUCCUGCCUUACUGGCUCUUUGGAUCCCAGCUGGGAAAGCCAGUAUCAUUCAGCACAUUCCGGAGGUGCAACUACCCUGUGCGGGGGGAAGGACAUAGUCUGAUCAUGGUGGAAGAGUGUGGACGCUAUGCCAGCUUUAGUGCCAUCCCAAGCCUGGCCUGGCAGAUGUGCACAGUGGUGACAGGUGCUGGCUGUGCUCUGCUGCUCCUGGUGGCACUGGCUGCUGUCCUGGGCUGCUGCAUGGAGGAACUCAUCUCCAGGAUGAUGGGACGUUGCAUGGGAGCAGCGCAGUUCGUGGGAGGAUUGCUGAUAAGCUCAGGCUGUGCAUUAUACCCCUUAGGAUGGAAUAGCCCGGAGAUAAUGCAAACAUGUGGGAAUGUCUCCAAUCAAUUUCAGUUAGGUAAGGUGGCCUGGGCAGAAUGGCAGUGA